GACACAUUCGAACCAAAAAAAAAACAGUCGACACAAACAGCUACACCAGCAGUAAUCCUCAGCCCACGUUUUCUAUCUUCCUUCAGCUAGUUUUCCAGGCUGACCACGCGAACAGCUACCAGAUCUUAGAAACCAAGCUGCUCUAUAUAUACCACCAACUUUUCUUCAUGGGUUCUAUUGAAAGCUCGGGAUCAGAGGUCGUCACCAUUGAUGUUCAAGCUGCCAAGGAUCUGCUCAAGUCUGGCUAUGGUUAUGUGGAUGUCAGGACGGUGGAGGAGUACAAGAAAGGGCAUGUGGAUACAGGGAAGAUUUUAAACAUACCUUACCUGUUCAAUACACCUGAAGGGAGGGUAAAAAAUCCCCAAUUUUUGCGGGAGGUUUCAUCUGCUUGCAACAAAGAGGACCUUCUUGUUGUGGGUUGUCAAAGUGGGGUCCGAUCUCUUUCUGCAACUGCUGAUCUUCGGACUGCUGGUUUCAAGCAAGUGAACAACAUGGGAGGAGGCUAUCGUGCUUGGUUAGAGCAUCAUUUUCCUGUUACUAAGCCAGAGGAUGCUGGCAAAAAAAAUCAAGAAGUUGACCAACGAAAGAAGGCAGAAGAUGAGCUCUAAUUUUUUACCUAGUCUUCUCUUCCAUAGUUAAGAAAAUCUGAACGAGAACGUAAUAAAUAUGUCCAGGUGUAGCGAGAGUAAUCAUCUACAAAUAAAACAUAAUAUAAAGCACCUCCCAUGGAGGAAAUUGGAGCUUUACCCCAAAUAUCAGAGUGCACAAGGUCAAAGGGAGCGGAAGAAGAUGUUCUAUGUAUAUAAUAGUAUAUACUUUGAUUAGAAAUCAAAUUAUGUACCUUGAUGAACGUCUAAGAUGAAUUUAUCAUAAAGAAGGGGAAUUAUGUCGUUGUUAUGAUUACUUAAA
Molecule: messenger RNA, 909 nt
Organism: Prunus mume (Japanese apricot)
Lineage: Eukaryota; Viridiplantae; Streptophyta; Magnoliopsida; Rosales; Rosaceae
Gene: STR18
Product: sulfurtransferase 18
Molecular function (GO): catalytic activity
Source: RefSeq, a predicted model, not a curated record